GAUAUCAGGUCCAACUUCAGAUAACGUAAUAGAUAACAAAAACAGUUCAGAUGAUGACAUGGAUGGAAACAGGGAUAUAACUCUAAGAAAAGCAAAACGUCAAGAAGCUUCAUCUAAAUCAACAAACUUAUCUGACAGUUUCUACGAAUGUGCAGAAGGAACAGAAGGAAUUAACGAGGGAACACCAUACAAUUUGAUUCCAAUACGUCGCUGGAUGCGUGAACAUUACACAAAGUUGACAAGGAAUAGAGCAAGAUGCAAUCAUUGUAAUGAAAAAUUUAGUAUAUGUCUUAGCCACUUACAUACUUUACAUAAGCACUUGGUAGAAGCACAUCCAGACAAAUUAUCAGAGGCAGAGGAGAAUGAAGUUAAAUUCCAUUGGAUUUGGGACUAUUAUAUCGCAAAAAGCAAUACAGAAGCAUCAUGUAAACUAUGUAAAGUAAUAGUUAGAUGCAAGACUACAAAUUGUUUAAAUCGCCAUUUAAAAAGAGAUCACGAGAUUUCAGGUCCAACUUCAGAUAACGUAAUAGAUAACGAAAACAGUUCAGAUGAUGACAUGGACGCAAACAGGGAUAUAACUCUAAGAAAAGCAAAACGUCAAGAAGCUUCAUCUAAAUCAACAAACUUAUCUGACAGUUUGUACGAAUGUAACAAUAUCAAUGUAUCUGUGGUUAGUCACCAAUGUUCCGUACACAGCGAUCAUAAUGGCAGAGACAGAAGCAGGAGCCAAUUUUAUUUCAGUCCGCCGCUGGAUCCGUGGACAUUACACGAAAUUGACAAGGAGUAA
This is a messenger RNA of Mycetomoellerius zeteki, 787 nucleotides long. RefSeq lists its product as uncharacterized. The transcript is spliced from 4 exons. Gene Ontology annotation, molecular function: DNA binding. Lineage: Eukaryota; Metazoa; Arthropoda; Insecta; Hymenoptera; Formicidae. The record is from RefSeq and is a predicted model, not a curated record. The annotation marks the transcript as partial.